UUUCACUAAACUUAGUAUUCAGUAUUUAUACGUUAAAAUAUACCUAUCAUGUUUUAACUGAAGCAGGUCCGGAUUUUUUGCAAUAAUAUGCAAAUUUAUAACAGUAACCGAUGAAUAAUUAUAACUUAUGUAUAUUCGUUUAACCGUCACUGAUGUGGGUUUUCCGUAUAGUAACCUCUACGUAAACGUUGCAGGUAAAUAUUUUAGAACAAAAUUAUUCGGAGCUGCGGCGAGCCCUCAAGGUCAUCAAUAAAUACAGUUAGUGACUCAAAGGAAAACAAUUGCCAUGUCACAUGUUACAAGGAAUGUCUCCACAUGGUUAGCAAAUGUUUAUUGUGCAAAUAUGUAUUGCAGCAUAUAAAGUUAUAGACAACAGUUCGGAAUUAUCUGCUAUCGGAACUAUCGGAAUAAAAAUUCUAACAUCAAAUUUGCAUUAAUGUGGCUUUUCACUAGCACCGAUCACCUCUUAAAUUAAACAAUCAGACAAAUAUACAGUCGAAAAUGAUAUUUAGCUGUUGAAUGAUUAAGUGAUGUCUAAGGUUAUUGGUAUCAGUGAAUGCAACGGUGACGUGCUAGAAAUUUGGAUCUAGUCAAUACUGCAGAUUUUUGUAAUCUCCAUAAUCUUUGAAAUGAAUUAAGUGCCAAUGAACACAAAAACACAAUGGACAUUUAAUAUUAUAGGAGAUGAUUUUUAUAUAUUUUUCAUCAUCACAAUCGAAACACUUAAGGACUGAAUAUACUAUCACUGGAAUGGACAGUAAUUUGACUAAGAAUGUAGUUGCCUGCAGGACACCAGGUGGGAUGAAUUUGGACAGAAGUUCCGAGGCUGUGACCCCCCCACCGACGCGGAACAUGGCCCCCGCCUUUCACCGGCCAAAAGCGGCCAGCGGGCCCUCAGAAGCAGAGCAUUGCAGCAGUGAAUCAUCUGAUACUGAAUUAUCAGAAAAGGAGAGGAAAGUCGCGCAGCAAUGUGAUGAUACGGCCGCUGAAGACGCUAAAAAGAAAAAACAGCGGCGGCAAAGGACACAUUUCACAAGUCAACAGCUCCAGGAACUCGAGUGUACUUUUCAGCGGAACCGGUAUCCCGACAUGAGCACGAGAGAGGAAAUCGCAGUGUGGACUAACCUAACCGAGGCCAGAGUUAGGGUCUGGUUUAAAAAUCGAAGAGCGAAGUGGAGGAAACGCGAACGCAAUCAGCAAAUGGACAUGUGUAAAAACGGCUAUCUACCCCAAUUCGGCGCCCUGAUGCAGCCGUACGAUGACGUGUAUCCCACCUACACCUACAACAACUGGACAAAUAAAGGACUCGCUCCGGCGCCGCUGUCCGGCAAGAACUUCACCUUCUUUAACUCCAUGAACCCACUGAGCUCCCAGUCUAUGUUCUCGGCUGCAAACUCUCUCCCUGCUAUAAAUAUGCCGUCCAGCAUGAACCAUUCCGCUGUUACCGGAAUGCCGGCGUCAGCCCUGAACAACAUGAACAAUCUGAACAACAUCAGCAGUUCUUCACUCAGUCCUGCAAUGUCCUCACCUGCCUGUCCUUAUGGAGCAACCAGCUCGCCGUACAGUGUUUGCAGAGACGCUUGCAGUUCUACUUUGGCAUCACUAAGACUGAAAUCUAAGCAGCACCCAGCAUUUGGAUACGGCGGACUGCAAAGCUCUGGUCCCAGUGUGAACGCAUGUCAGUUCAACAGCUGACAACGUGAACUAUGUUUAUUGCUUUUUACGUUAAACGUGAACUAUGUUUAUUGCUUUUUUUUGGAUUUCAUCGUGGUGGGACGUUUGUCGGCACAGGGAUUAACUGACACGGGAAGAAUUACGGAAAAAUAACAUGUAUCCAGAGAAGCCAAUUAAAGAAUAACCGAGAUGAAAGUGAUAGCAGAUAUUAACGUGUCGGAACAGUAGCCACAUCAGUGUUUACAGAGACCGCAAUCGAUUAUACAUUGAACAAUUUAGGCUAAACAUGGUAAGAAUUAAGUGCUUUUAAGUGUUCGUUUUAUAAACAAUUUGAUUUCCUCAUAUGCUCAACGCAUUUGCCACGAAUUUAUACAAACUUGAAAAUGGAACAGUCAGUUGUACAUGACUUUAUAAGUUAUAAAUUUAAAUAAACUACAAUAAAUUAAUAUGAGUUCAAGACAUUUCAAAUUUAGAUCUAGAUUUUCCUGCAGUUCCUGUUUAAUUUCAAUAGAUCGCACGGCUCUGAUGCGGCUCCCAUGGUGACGUAGUGAAGGUGCCCUUCACUUUAUUCGGAAUGUUGUAGCAAUUAAUCUACAAUAACCACCGGAACUUACCGCACUUUGUAUUAAAAGCAAAAUAAGGCGCAUUCAGAGUCACAGAAAUAAAUUUGAAAUAAAGUUUGAAAACAGCUUCGAUUCUUAAA
Molecule: messenger RNA, 2377 nt
Organism: Brienomyrus brachyistius
Lineage: Eukaryota; Metazoa; Chordata; Actinopteri; Osteoglossiformes; Mormyridae
Product: pituitary homeobox 1-like
Exons: 5
Coding region: 685-1695 (336 amino acids)
Biological process (GO): anatomical structure morphogenesis; regulation of transcription by RNA polymerase II
Cellular component (GO): nucleus
Molecular function (GO): RNA polymerase II cis-regulatory region sequence-specific DNA binding; DNA-binding transcription factor activity, RNA polymerase II-specific
Source: RefSeq, a predicted model, not a curated record